Molecule: messenger RNA, 1658 nt
Organism: Geodia barretti
Lineage: Eukaryota; Metazoa; Porifera; Demospongiae; Tetractinellida; Geodiidae
Source: the annotation of a GenBank genome assembly
UGUCAACAAGCCAAGCCGCCUCCUGGAAAAAGAACUGCACACAGGCAUCUCCUCGCCGUUCUCUCUGCAGACUUCCUACACCGUCCAUACCACGGCGAAAUGAUACGAGGCAGCUGAAAAACACGAUGCGUCUAAUACUGGGUCAGAAGCAUUUUCCGCUGCUGGUUCUCGCUGCGUGCCUGUAUGCGGCCGGGGUCCGGGCGCAGGGACUGUUUCCACCGCUGUACUCCGCGGAAAACUUUGCAACCUCCAACCCCGUCACAGCAACCUCUACUUGCGGUGUGUGCGGAGAGGAAGGAGAGGAAGUAGGAUGCGGAUCGUCUUGCAACAAUACCUGUCCGUUUGGGGACACCUUACCCGAACCACUGGACCUAAUGACCGCUGGGACUCUUCAAGCAGGGGUUGUAAGUUCCCAGUGGACCACUAGAAAAAUAUUAGCUGUUGCUCUUCUGUUUUUUUAGACAAUUAUUGGCGAUAUGGGACCAGAGGGUGCAGAUCUCUACCAGCUAGAUGGAGGGCCAGAUUCCUUUGUGAAUUUUAACGGUGAGCUGACUGUGGAGCCGUCUCAAGGAUUUACCAUCACAAGCUGGAUCAGCCAGCAGCCAGGAAAUGAUGGGUAUCUUUUUGCCAAGACCACACCGACCGGUCUGACGACUUUCUUUGCCCUUCGUUUCGACUCUGGCGCUCAAACCGUCUAUUUCGAAUACAGACCGGAAGGACUGGACCAGGGUUUCCGUACGGUCGCAAUGACAGACAUCGAUGUUUCUGACGGAGGGCUCCAUCACAUUGCCGUCUCGGUUUUCGGCAGCGAUUUGACGCUAUUUGUUGACGGGCAGCCCCGGUUCAGACAGAGCCUCAUUGCUGCUCUAGAGGAUGGUCCUGGUGUCUUUUUCAUUGGGAGGAAACUUGGAGAGGUGACUAGACUGCAAGGUCAGCUCUCUUCAGUGUUUUACUAUGACAUGACUCUGUCCGAUGUGGACGUUGCAAUGCUUGCCAUGGUAGCACCAGACGUACAUGUACAGCCUCAAUGUCGCUGUCCUCCUGCCCACCCUCACGCUACCGACUUUUUCUGCGAAGAUCUUUCGGGUGGCACCCAGCUUGCAAGGAUCAACGAAAACUCACGCGACGUAACCCACAUUAACGACGGAGACUCUGAGACAUUCUGGCGAUCAAAGUCGGGGGAACUCCCUGUUAAUAUCACUGUUAGCCUAGGCGGUCUAAGAGCUGCUCUUAUAACGCUAUUCACUUUCGUUCCUUCCCCCCUGGAGCACUGGUCAUCCAUUACUCCACAGAUGGAGAGAACUUCUAUCCACGUCAGUAUUUCGCCUCUGACUGCAGUACUUUCAAUCUCACCAAACAAUGGUCUGUUGAGGACACCAACAGACGUGAACUGCGUCACGACACACUCCAUACCGAUCCGAGAUCGCUUUAUCGAGUUUCGAGUUCUCGAUGUUGGAAAUCGACCCGGUGCUAGUGACUACCUAGUCAGCCCAGCCCUUCAGAGUUUUGCGGAAACUAUGCACAUUCGUCUAGAGCUAGUCCAGUUUCUUUCCACUUAUCCCGAGGAGCAAUACUUUGCAAUCAACGAAAUAAUCGUUAAAGGACAAGGAUGCGUAUGCAACGGACAUGCUGAUUCGUGUACCGAUGGAGCGACAUGC